CUUCUUCGUCCCUCCCUCUCUUGACCUUCUGCUUUAUGUGAACAGAGUUCGGCCCGGGAGCAAGAUUUGGCCUGUAGAUUUUUUUGGGGGGGGGAAGCUCUCCGAAGAUCUUUUCUGGCUCAUCAUGGCUUUUGGGGAACUCCUGGAACAAGUCGGUGGCAUGGGACGUUUUCAGAUUAUUCACACUAUACUGCUGACCAUCCCGGUCUUGUUCAUGGCCAGUCAUAACCUUCUCCAGAACUUCACGGCUGCUAUUCCAGGACACCGUUGCCAGGUGCGCCUCGCCCCCAACGGCAGCGAGUACCCCAAUAUCACUCACCUGCAAGGCGCUGGCCAGCUUCUCCGGGUCAGCAUCCCUCUGGAUAGCAAGCAAAGGUUGGAAAAAUGCAGGCGCUUCACGGAUGCCCAGUGGUAUCUCCUCAACGCCAGCGUCACCCGGGUGAACGAGACGGAAACCGAGCCCUGCGCCGACGGAUGGUUUUAUGACCAAACUCAGUUUACGUCCACCAUCAUCAGCGAGUGGGACCUGGUGUGCGACCGGCGUAAACUUCGGGAGAUGGCGCAAUCCAUUUACAUGGCGGGGGUGCUGAUCGGCGCUCUGGUCCUAGGCGGGCUGGCUGACAGAUUUGGCCGCCGAGCGCUCACAAUCUGGUCCUUUUUCCAAAUGGCCGUGACGGGAACCUGCGCCGCUUUCUCGCCCAAUUACGCCUCCUAUUGUUUCUUCCGCUUCCUGACCGGCAUGGCGCUUUCGGGAUUCGGCCUCAGCAUCGCCUGUUUGAUCGUGGAAUGGAUUCCCACCCAGCACCGGACGAUCACCAUUGCCCUCACCGGCUUGGCUUAUACCUUGGGCCAAAUCCUUCUGGCCGGCUUAGCCUACUCCAUCCGGGACUGGCGUUGGUUGCAGGUGGCCGUUUCGGCUCCUUAUUUGAUCUUCCUCCUUUAUUCCUGGUGGUACGCUGAAUCGGCUCGCUGGCUCAUCCAGUCCGGCCAGGCCAGUAAGGCUGUUGGGGUUCUCCAGAGAGUGGCCAGGAUCAACAAAAAGCAGGAAGCGGGUGCGAGAAUCACCACAGAGGUUCUGCUUUCCAGUAUGGAGAAGGAAUUGUCUUCCUGCAAAUCCACCUACACCAUUUCUGACUUGGUGCGCACGCCGACCAUCCGUCGCAUUUUCUUCUGCCUCUCCAUGGUCUGGUUCUCUGUCAGCUUCUCCUACUACGGGCUGGUCAUGGACCUCCAAAAUUUUGGGGUCAGCAUUUACCUCAUCCAGGUGAUCUUCGGCGCGGUGGAUUUUCCCGCCAAAUUGGUCGUCACGAUCACCAUGAGCUACAUUGGACGGAGGGUCAGCCUCACCGCCUUCCUGCUGACCGCUGGCACCAUCAUCAUCACCAACUUAUUUGUGCCCUUGGAAAUGCAGACGCUACGGACGUCGCUGGCGGUCAUCGGCAAAGGCUGCCUCUCGGCGGCUUUCACCUGCGUCUUCCUCUUUACGACUGAACUCUAUCCGACUCCUGUCAGACAGACCGGGCUGGGUUUCGGCAGCACGAUGGCCCGCGUAGGAGGCAUGGUCUCUCCACUGACCAGCUUGUUAGAGGAUUAUUACUCCUUUCUUCCCCCUGUUGUGUACGGGGCGCUCCCCAUCUUGGCUGGAAUUAUCGCCUGUCUUCUGCCGGAGACUUUGAACGUCCCGUUGCCGGAUACGAUCGAUGAUGUUGAGAACAGAUCCAAAAAGACGAAAAAGAAGAGCAAGGAAGAGAUUGGCCAAGAGAAAAUCCUGCUUCAGAGGCAGGAAAAAGUUUUGUUCAAAGAGACUUGCUGACCAUUUGAUUCUGGAAAUAAAAAGUUCUUAGAGAUCAUUUUUGAAUGUGCGAUUUAAAAGGGUGGAAGAUAUGAUGUUUCUGGACAUGUAUUUUCAAUUUUUUUUUAAGGAACCUAGUUUUCGUUCUUUUUUUCUCUUUUUCUUGUAUUUU
Molecule: messenger RNA, 1964 nt
Organism: Ahaetulla prasina
Lineage: Eukaryota; Metazoa; Chordata; Lepidosauria; Squamata; Colubridae
Product: solute carrier family 22 member 6-A-like
Exons: 10
Coding region: 125-1813 (562 amino acids)
Biological process (GO): transmembrane transport
Cellular component (GO): membrane
Molecular function (GO): transmembrane transporter activity
Source: RefSeq, a predicted model, not a curated record